Molecule: messenger RNA, 1059 nt
Organism: Penicillium diatomitis
Lineage: Eukaryota; Fungi; Ascomycota; Eurotiomycetes; Eurotiales; Aspergillaceae
Product: mitochondrial 37S ribosomal protein uS2m
Exons: 3
Coding region: 1-1059 (352 amino acids)
Biological process (GO): translation
Cellular component (GO): mitochondrial small ribosomal subunit; ribosome
Molecular function (GO): structural constituent of ribosome
Source: RefSeq, a predicted model, not a curated record
AUGAUUGUACGGAACCUGUUCAUGCGGCAAAGCCGCCAAUUGAUCGCCUUGAACCGUCAGGCCCCGGUCUUCACUCGAUCCUUGUCCACGGAGGUCGCAAGCGACACGAUAACCCAGACACCCUCUGUAGGAUCAGCCGAGAUUGCUCAAUCACCAGUGGAGCAGGGGAUUCAGACCACAAGCACUGUGCCAGAACCCCGCCCACUAAAGCAAUGGGACGCAUUGGAGAAGCGGAGACACAAGUUCAACACCCUUGGAUCAAAGGUCCAGGAGUCAUACGAUCCCGAAAAUGUCCUCCGCAAUCCUCCCAAGCCCGCCGAUGUCACCCUCGAAAUGCUUCUUGCCGCCGGCACACAUAUGGGCCACUCAACAUCGCGCUGGAACCCGCAAAACUCGCGAUACAUCUUCGGUAUUCGCGAAGGUAUCCAUAUCAUCUCCCUAGACGUCACAGCCGCAUACCUGCGCCGAGCCGCCAAGGUCGUUGAAGAAGUCGCCGCUCGCGGUGGCAUCAUUCUUUUCGCCGGUACCCGCAAAGGACAGAAGCGCUCCGUCGUGCGCGCUGCGGAACUUGCCAAGGGCUACCACAUCUUCGAGCGGUGGAUUCCCGGCUCUCUCACAAACGGUCAGCAGAUUCUCGGCCACUGCAAGACCAAGGUUGUCAAUGCUUUGGAUCAAGAAUUGUCCAAAUUCAGGGUUGAUCUCGCGGAUCGUCCUUCCAUCAAGCCAGACUUGGUAGUUGUGUUGAAUCCCCUCGAGAACGUGGUGCUCUUGCACGAGUGCGGCUUGAACAAUGUGCCCACCAUUGGUAUUAUUGAUACCGAUGCUGAUCCUACCCGGGUCACUUAUCCCAUCCCCGCCAACGAUGAUACCCUCCGCGGCACAAACCUCAUUGCGGGCAUCCUCGGACGUGCCGGUGAAGCUGGCCAGGCACGUCGUUUGAAGAUGGCACAGGAAGGGAAGACCACUUACGAGCCUAUCACGGCCCGUCAACUGCGCUUAGAUCCUCUCACGGGUACGCCUCCGCCUGGCUCUGAGUUGGAGAAGAGUGAGCGCGAUUAG